Plasmodium knowlesi strain H is the source of this 966-nucleotide messenger RNA. RefSeq names its product DnaJ protein, putative. The transcript has 2 exons. Lineage: Eukaryota; Apicomplexa; Aconoidasida; Haemosporida; Plasmodiidae. Gene Ontology annotation, cellular component: endoplasmic reticulum membrane. The record is from RefSeq and is a predicted model, not a curated record. Gene Ontology annotation, biological process: protein folding. Bases 1 to 966 code for a protein of 321 amino acids.
AUGAAGUUAUUCUUCUUUUCCUUCGCUUUGGUUUACCUCCUUGUGGUAAACAAUGUAAACUGCCUCUUCAAAAAUUUUAUUAGUGGGUUUUACUGCAACGAUGAGAAUUGCUAUGGCAUUUUAGGUGUGAGCGAAAAAGCGAGCGUGAGCGAGAUCAGGUCGUCCUACCACAGGCACCUGAUGAACAUGAAAAAUAGCUACGACUUGGAAAAAAAAAAAAGAAUUCUCAAGGCAUAUACCGUCCUUGCCAACAAACGAACGAGGAAGUAUUAUGAUUUUUUUUUGAAAAACCCAAACAGUAUCCUAAAUGUGAUAUACCUUAUUUUUUAUUAUUUGUUCAAACUGAUAAAGGUGAUAAUUGCGUUGAUAAUUAUUGGCGUCCUGCUAUGUGGUUUCCAGUAUUUAAACAAUAAGUAUGAAAUGAAGAGACGGGUGCAUAAAUUGUCGAAAAAUAAAGCUUUUAAGAAGGAGGUGCAGAAUAGGAUAGGGUUAAAGCAUCCCGAUUUCCGAACGUACGAGAUGGCAAUGAAGAAAAAGAUAGAGGAAGACAUCGAAAUUGAGGUGGCACACGAGAUGGGACUUACGUACAAGAAAAAGGAUGAACAGUUUGCCUUUUCUGACUUAAUAAUCGUUAAGUUCUUCAUUCUUCCGAAACAAAUUAUCUGCUAUGUUCUCUGGAAUAUCAAGUGGUUGAUAAAGUACCACAUUUUGAAUAACGAAUAUGAUGAGGGUGAUAAAUUAUACAUUACGAGGAAGUGCCUCAACAUUCCUGCGUAUAGAUGGGAUGCCCUCUCGGAUGAGGAUAAAAAAAUUCUCUUGAAGAAGAAACUGUGGGUGAAGGAAAUCCAGGACGAGUUUUUUGAAGAACAGAUGGAGAAGGAGCGACUGAACAAAAUCUCCAGCGCCAAGUAUAAGAAGCAGAUGCGAAUGAAGAAGAAGGGAACUAGCUUUAAUUACAACGAUUAG